Molecule: messenger RNA, 645 nt
Organism: Knipowitschia caucasica
Lineage: Eukaryota; Metazoa; Chordata; Actinopteri; Gobiiformes; Gobiidae
Source: the annotation of a GenBank genome assembly
AUGUCUCCAGUCGUAAUAACUGCAGAACAGCUGAGGGAGGAACAGCUGUCUGUGCUAACCACAGACCUGUCUGUGCUAACCACAGACCUGUCUGUGCUAACCACAGACCUGUCUGUGCUAACCACAGACCUGUCUGUGCUAACCACAGACCUGUCUGUGCUAACCACAGACCUGUCUGUGCUAACCACAGACCUGUCCGUGCUAACCACAGACCUGUCCGUGCUAACCACAGACCUGUCCGUGCUAACCACAGACCUGUCUGUGCUAACCACAGACCUGUCUGUGCUAACCACAGACCUACCUCUGUCUGUGCUAACCACAGACCUGUCUGUGCUAACCACAGACCUGUCUGUGCUAACCACUGACCUGUCUGUGCUAACCACAGACCUGUCUGUGCUAACCACAGACCUGUCUGUGCUAACCACAGACCUGUCUGUGCUAACCACUGACCUGUCUGUGCUAACCACAGACCUGUCUGUGCUAACCACAGACCUGUCUGUGCUAACCACUGACCUGUCUGUGCUAACCACAGACCUGUCUGUGCUAACCACAGACCUGUCCGUGCUAACCACAGACCUGUCUGUGCUAACCACUGACCUGUCUGUGCUAACCACAGACCUGUCUGUGCUAACCACAGACCUGUGA